Messenger RNA from Anolis carolinensis (green anole), 4736 nucleotides. RefSeq names its product taste receptor type 2 member 4-like. Gene Ontology annotation, biological process: sensory perception of taste; G protein-coupled receptor signaling pathway. Gene Ontology annotation, molecular function: bitter taste receptor activity; G protein-coupled receptor activity. The record is from RefSeq and is a predicted model, not a curated record. Bases 1331 to 2233 code for a protein of 300 amino acids. The transcript has a single exon. Lineage: Eukaryota; Metazoa; Chordata; Lepidosauria; Squamata; Anolidae. Gene Ontology annotation, cellular component: membrane.
CACAGCUGUAUAAAAUGCACACUGAAGUGGAUUAUAUGGCAGUGUGGAGUCAAGAUAAUCCAGUUCAAAGCAGUUAAUAUAAGAUUAUAAAUGGGUUAUAUAGCUGUGUGGAAGGGCCUUGAGUCUACACUGCCAUAUAAUCCAGUUAAAAUGUGAUAAUCUGUAUUUUAUAGGCAGUGUGGAAGAGGCCUAAGUGAGGCCUAACUCUGCUUGUCCCCUGGGCUGAGUGGAUUGCUAGGAGACCAAGUGCGUGGAGCUUAGCCUUCUAACUGGCAGCAAUUGGAUAAAAACAAUUAUUCAUCUCCCUCUAAUUAGGACUUUUUCUUUUCUUUUUGUUGUCUUGACCUUGAGGCGUGGAUGAGGGGUUGGGCUGUCAAUUUUUGAGGUUGUGGGGUGUUUAGUUUUGUUGUUUUGUCCGUUGCCGGGAUUCCUUCACUUUUUUAUAUAUAUAGAUAUUUUAAAGAUAGGAACAAUAGAAUGCUCAUAACUUCCUUGUAAUUGGCCUGUAAGUUGAAUUAAGCCAGUGAUAAGAGAAGAGCUUUGAAAACUCUUUGCUCCAACCUGUCAUGUAUUUGGAAGCAUCAAGUGUCAGCAAAGUCAGGUAGAAUCAGGCCAUCAGAUGAGAGCGAUGCCAAUCAUGCCCAUAAAGAUUGUUUUCUCUCCACAGCAGAAGUAUUUUGGAGGGGUGCAGGAUACUUGGAGAGUUGGUGUGUGUCAUGUGAGGGAUUCAAGUGUCACACUGACCCUGAUUCAAUGGCUGCAGUAGUCCAUAGUCCAGUGCAUGAUUCUUAUUCUGAUUAAAGCCAGGAAAUGUCUCAUAGUAUAGAAUAGAAGACAAGAGGCCAUAUCAGGAACAGUAGAGUGAAGCAGCUGGGAAAGGGUCCACCACAAUUAUGUCAACACCUUUCUCAUACAAAUCAACAUGACAGAAAAGUUGGACUGCCCCUGCCAUGGUCUGUGCAAACCACUUUUGAUUACCCUCUCUUUAGGAUUCUGCCUUUCAACAGUAGUAUCUCAACACUACUGCAAUUUCUUAGCUCAGGCAUUCAAGGCAGAGGCAGGUAAACAGGUCCUUUUAUUUAACUCCCCCCCCCCCCCACACACACGUAACCACCAAAACUGAGCGCAAUUCCUCCUCUGAUACAAAAAGCACUAAGGAAAUAGGCAACAUGAGAAACUCAUUAAUUUGCGUAGCGUGAUGAAUGGUUUAUCAACAUAAAAUGGACAGUGUGGUUCUGAAAUGAGCAUUUUCUGCCUCUGCUCAGCAACCUUGGUUAUAUAAAUAAAGCCUUGUACAGCAUCCUCUGCAAGAAUCAGAAGCUCAGGAGAUAUGUUUUCUCCUGGGUACAUUGCUUUUUUGGUAACUGCAGCUGUCUUGAACAUCAGCGGGUUCAUCUCUAAUGGCUUUAUUGUUACUGUGAUGAUCACUGCAUGGACUAAAAGCAGGAGACUUGCAUCCAGUGAACAGCUCCUUCUAAGCCUGGGUCUGUCCAAUUUGUGGGUGACAAUUGUCCUGAUUGUGUUUUGCUUCGGUUUUGCAACUUUAACCAAUUUCAAUGAUCAAAUUUUCCUUUUCUCCUUUUUCAGCUUUGCUGUGGUAGUCAGGUAUUGGCUCACUGUCUUGCUAUGUUUUUUCUACUGCAUCAAGAUUGUGAACAGUACCCACACUUUCUUCCUUUGGUGCAAACUGAGGAUAUCAUGGUUAAUACCCCGACUUCUGGUGGGAUCUAUUAUUAUCACCUUGUUAGCUUUCGUUAUGAUUUUAAGUUUUAUGUAUAUACUACCACCCCCGGCCAAUGUCACAACAGUGAUCCAUGCAAUGUCACAUAGUGAAAGCAUCAAGAGUUUAAUUGUGUUCUUUUUAACUGUUGGAUCUGGUUGUCCUUUCCUUUUGGUUUUAUUAUGCUCCAUUUUAGUUGUUGCAUCACUCUGUGGACACGUCUGUCAAAUGACAGGUAAAGAAUCCCAUCUCAGGAGUUUCCAGACAAAAGCUCAUGUUCAGGCAGCUCGGACAGUGCUCUCUCUGCUAUUGCUUUUUCUUUCAUUUUUUGUGGCACAGACUUUGUCUAUGACUGUAGAUAUAGGAUAUAAUGAAAGGUUAUUUAUUUUCACAGUGAUGACAAUAUACUCUCCUGCUCAGGCUGCCAUUCUGGUGUUGAAUAACCCCAAAUUAAAGCAGGCCUUAGCCGUGAUGGUUCAAAGAACAGUCUUAAUAUGUGAGGAGAAAAAUUGAUGCAUCGUUUCCCCUUCCUUUAUGGUUAAUUUUAUGAGACAAAGAUCAGGUCUUGGACAAUGGAUAUAAGCAGAGAUGAAGCUUUCUUUGUUUGUAUAGUGAUGAUAGUGGACUCCACAGCUCCCAUCUUCCAUCUUCCUUUUGACAAACUCCAAAAUAAAACAGACAUUUACCUAUAUGUUUCAAAAAGCAAAGCCUUAACAUCCUGAAUAUACUUGAUGUGGGUUUUCCCUGCCUAGUUAUACACUACGAUAUUCCAUUAUAACAAAAGCAGAAUAAGAAGACAAAAACAGAAAAGAUAGCCAAGUUAGUGAAAUGUUUCUAUAAAGGCCUACAAAUUGUCCAAAUGUAAAUUUGUUUGUAGGUUUCAUCUAUAUAUCAUUCUUUCAAAAAAUGCAAAUGUUUUUAAAUCAGGUAUUCACAUCCUUCAUUUUGACAUGACUCAUUUUAUCAUUUUUUUACAGCUGAAAAAAAUUUACAACUUUUUUUUUUUAGAGAGUUAACAUUGGAGGAUAAACUGGACUGGGUAUCAUGAAGAGGGCUUCAUUUUUUCCAUCAUGUCUGGAUUAAAUUUCUUUUGUACCUGAUAGUAAUAUGAUGUUUCCUUUGAUGCAAAAAUAAGCUAAUAAAUGAUAUGUCCGUGAUUUGAAUCCGGACAUAACAGGAGCAAAGUACCAAAAGCCUUUUCCAUUCCAAAUCCCUAUAUGAUUCAGGUGCUUUAGAUAUUUAACUUUCUCUUUUUAAAUCAAGAUUGCCAGAGAAAGUCUAGGCAAACAAUUUGCUGCACGGUUGGCCAUCCACCAGAAAGGCAACAUUCUCUAAGUGCCAAUUACUGACUUUUUGGCCCUUUUUGUUGAGUUUCGAUACAGACGAUACCUAAACCCAACAAGACUUUCAAAAAUAUUCAAAAAGACCUAUAAUAUAUGUUGGAAAUGUGAAUCUCUAGAAGGCAUAUGUAGUAGAUCUACAAAAAAGGACAGGAAAAUGAUAAAGAUAUCAAUGCAAAACAUUAAAACAAUUAGAAUCCAUCUGAAUUCAGAACUAUUUUUAUUGGACCUUGCAGUUAAUGAUAAAAUAUUGCUUUAUGCUUCCCAUAAAAGAAGAAUGAAUUGUAAAAAGCUGGGAAAUGGCAGAGUUGGACAAACUAUGACUUGACUUAGGCGAUCCCUCAUAGUUCGAGGAUGAUAAUUGAUUAAUGAUCAAUUUGCGCAUAAUUUUGUAUAAAACUGGGAGUCACUUUUAUUUUGAAAUAGUUUUAACUGUUGACAUUUAGCAGAAGUUUAAACUUAAGAAAUGUAUUGUAGUGGUUUAACAUAUGUCUUUAACUGAUGGGCUGGGGAGUAUAAGUGUAGGGGUGUUUUGACUGGGAUUUCGGUUUAGAAUUCUGGUCGGGCUUUUUAUUUGUUGGCUGUUUGUUUCUUAUUAAUGUAAGGUUUAUUUUAUUUUUUGUACUGCAAUGAAUACAGUAUUCAAGAGCAUUCCAUGUUAUGGUUUCAGAGCUAUUGCAGAACGAUUGAAAAUAUGGACAUGGAGCCAAUGCGAGUUUCUGGCUAAUGACUAGGGGGAUGGGAGCUACAGAUUCCACACAAUGACACCAUAACCACUCUCUGUAAAUUCUGGUGUACUUUUUCAGCAGAAAUGUAUUCCUUUGCUUAAAAUAAAAAUAUUCCUGUAGUUUGAUUUAGCCACAGAACAUUUUUUCAUUAGCCCAGCUAAUGUCUACUAUAUUAGCAUACUUCCAAGGCUAAAACUCCUGUGACUGUCAGACCUGCAAUUGUUACCCAAUUACAAUGAGGCUUUGAAUAAUAUGUUUUGAUAUACCAUCACUGCAAUCACAUACUCUUGUUUUUGUUGUUGCUAGUUUUUUUUAUAGUUACUGAUUUUGUAAAAAUGUUUGGAAUAUUAGCUACAACAGCAUGGCCUGAGCAGGUAUGGGAGGAAGCUCAUGGGGGUGACACUAUGAGUUACUGACACCAACCCUUUUGACACCACUGCCUUUGGUUUUCAAAGUGGUUUUCAGAAGCACUUCUUUUAGACAUUUUUUUUUAAAAAAUGAUUAUUUUAUUUUUACUUUGCACUUUCUUGGAAAACCUGUCUUUUUUAGAUAUGUGCACCAGACUCUGAAUCAGAAUAGGGGUGGCACUGGGAUGGUGAUAGAGUGAUGGGAGGGCAAGACAGGGUAGUGGGAGGGUUAUGUUAUUAUAUACUCCCCUGAAACAUUUAUAGUGCAUCAAGAGACUUCCAACAAAUAUAUGAUUUUUUCCUUUUUUUAUUAAAAGAUUUUCUGGAGAUCCAGAGUGCUAGAGGCUCUGAAACGGACCUAGCAGCAGCUGUACCCUAGAAACUCUUCCAUAAAAUGGAUCAUUUUGAUGAUUUUGUGUAACUUGUAUCUUUUAUAUAUUGUGCACAGUGUCAAUUCCUACUAUAUGAAGUGUAUAAACUGUUUCUAUAACAAUGUGUUGUCAAAGGCAUUCAUGGCCAGGAUCACAGGGUUGUUGUAUGU